Chanos chanos (milkfish) is the source of this 470-nucleotide messenger RNA. It is a transcript of the gene spmip11, whose product is annotated as sperm microtubule inner protein 11. The record is from RefSeq and is a predicted model, not a curated record. NCBI's taxonomy places the organism in Eukaryota, Metazoa, Chordata, Actinopteri, Gonorynchiformes, Chanidae. The transcript has 4 exons. The coding region runs from base 1 to 447 and encodes 148 amino acids.
AUGGCUUUUUUCGGAAUAACGAAUUACGGCUAUCAGAAUCCGAUUGGGGACAUGAUGUGUCCCCCUCCGCAGAGAACAUCUCAUCUGCAGAAUAUCUCUAGGUGGGACAAACCCCCAGGAUUGCCUCCCAUUAGUCCGACUACAAGACUGACGUGUACAGACACUUGUAGUGUCUACAAUCAGCCACCCCCAUAUGGUAUGGACAUACAUCAUGGCAGUCUGAAGCGUUAUAAAGAAAUGCUGAAUCGUGUCCAGGCACCUAGAUCCCCCAACGAGCUAUAUCGUGUCCCUUUAACGGACAAUCAGCGGUACGGAUGGUGGUGGCUCAGUGGUGCGGCAUCCACCGCGGAGCCCUGGACCCAUAUUCCCCGUUUCCCUCGCAAGAACAGCGAAAUGACCAAGUUUGUGAGGGAGAUGUCCAUGACUAAUCGCGAAUUCUCCCUCUAAGCGUUAUACCGAAUCUCAAGGCA